UGUUGGCUACUUGUCUCUUGACUCACCUGGCGCUGGUGGCAUCUUCUGGUCUUUUUUAGCCGAGCGCAGGUCACCUCCGCUCCAACAGCCUCAACAAGAGCCGUGUGUUUAUUCACAGAGUUAGUCUAAAUGCUUGGCUGUGUCCCGCUGGUUCGUGUGCGGCCGUGACCGGGACGCUGCGCCUCGGGGAAGACCACUGGUGAAGACUUCAUCUGAUUUUCCUCUGGUAUCAAGAAAGCCACCGUGGCUGAAAUGGAUGAACAAAGUGUUGAGAGCAUAGCCGAGGUGUUUCGCUGCUUCAUCUGCAUGGAGAAGCUGAGGGAUGCCCGUCUCUGUCCACACUGCUCCAAACUCUGCUGUUUCAGCUGCAUACGACGGUGGCUGACGGAGCAGAGAGCCCAGUGCCCACACUGCCGAGCUCCCCUGCAGCUCAGGGAGCUGGUAAACUGCCGCUGGGCGGAGGAGGUCACCCAGCAGCUGGACACCCUGCAGCUGUGCAGCCUCUCCAAGCAUGAAGACAACGACAAGGACAAAUGUGAGAACCACCAUGAGAAGCUGAGUGUUUUCUGUUGGACCUGUAAGAAGUGCAUCUGCCAUCAGUGUGCUCUGUGGGGUGGCAUGCAUGGCGGCCACACCUUCAAGCCCCUGGUGGAGAUCUACGAGCAGCACGUGACCAAAGUGAACGAGGAGGUGGCCAAGCUCCGCCGCCGCCUGAUGGAGCUCAUCAGCCUGGUGCAGGAAGUGGAGAGAAAUGUGGAGGCGGUGAGGGGAGCAAAGGACGAGCGAGUUCGAGAGAUCCGAAACGCCGUGGAGAUGAUGAUCGCUCGGCUGGACAACCAGCUGAAGAACAAACUCAUCACCCUCAUGGGCCAGAAGACAUCCCUGACCCAGGAGACUGAGCUGCUGGAGUCUCUCCUGCAGGAGGUUGAGCAUCAGCUUCACUCCUGCAGUAAGAGUGAGCUGAUCUCCAAGAGCCCAGAGAUCCUGCUCAUGUUCCAGCAGGUUCACAGGAAGCCCAUGCAGUCCUUCGUCACCACACCCGUUCCUCCAGACUUCACCAGCGAGCUGGUUCCUGCAUACGACUCCAGCACUUUUGUUCUGGCCAACUUCAGCACCCUGAGGCAGCGUGCUGACCCGGUGUACAGCCCUCCUCUACAAAUAUCUGGACUCUGCUGGAGACUUAAAGUCUACCCGGAUGGUAAUGGUGUGGUCCGUGGAAACUACCUGUCUGUAUUCCUGGAAUUGUCUGCUGGACUCCCUGAGACGUCAAAAUACGAGUAUCGUGUCGAGAUGGUCCACCAGGCCUCCAGCGACCCCACCAAGAACAUCAUCCGGGAGUUCGCCUCUGACUUUGAGGUUGGGGAAUGUUGGGGCUACAACCGCUUCUUCAGACUGGACCUGCUGGCCAGCGAGGGCUACCUGAACAUGCAGAGCAACACCCUGGUCCUCCGCUACCAGGUUCGCUCGCCCACCUUCUUCCAGAAGUGCAGAGACCAGCACUGGUACAUCAGCCAGCUGGAGUCUGCGCAGUCCAGCUACAUCCAGCAGAUCAACAACCUCAAAGAGAGGCUGGCCAUCGAGUUGUUUCGCCAGCAGACGUCACGCAGCUCCUCCCCCCCCGACCUGAGGCUGGCAGCAGGCCCUGUGAGCUCUGUCAGAGACCCUCAUUCUGCCAAAAGUGAAGAUGACAUCCAGACCACUCUGACCAGUCCUAAAGAAGGAGAGGACGAGGACAAGACCCGGCAGGAUGAGUCUAAUGAGCUGUCCGAUGGCGACCUGGAGGUAGACUGUCUGACAGAGGAGGAGGUGAACCCGCUGGACGGCAGCAGCACCUCAGGAAGCUCCACAGCCACCAGCAACACUGAGGAGAACGACAUCGAUGAGGAAACCAUGUCAGGAGAGAAUGACGUGGAGUUCUGUGAGAACCUGGAUGCAGAAGAGGGAGAGAUUCCUGAUGACUUGGCCGGAGCCACAGGUGGGUCCAGCCCCGGGGUCUGCUCCUUACAUCAGAGUGCUGCUGCCGGCCGUAGCGCUGGUGGUGCUGGUGGUGCUGGUGGUGCCGUUGGGCCAGGCAACAACAGCCUCCUGGAGAUUGACCCGGUGAUCCUCAUCCAGCUGUUGGACCUUAAGGAGCGCAGCAGUGUGGAGUCUCUGUGGGGGCUCCAGCCUCAGCCUCCUGUUUCCCUGCUGCACAGCCAAGCCCAUCCUCACUCCAGGAAGCGAGAGCGCCGGCCUCAGGCAGUGCGACGAUCAGCCCCAGACUCCAACGUCUUAAUCCGCCUCAAGGCCCACAUGGCCGAGGUUCGCAGCAAGAUGUCCGAUGUCAAGAGUCAAGUACUGGAGGCUCGAGGGUUUGGAGAACCCAGACCUGGAUUAUCAGGCGCCUUCGGUGUCGAGGAGAUACCCUCCCAUCAUCCUGAUCCAGAGCUGCUAGCCUGUCAUAAGCCCAAUGACCUCGACCUGCUGGCAAAAGCUGCCAUGGCCCGGUCCAGACACUACCGCCCGGCCAAGAAGUCUCUGUCCCCUGUCCUGGACGGCAGCAGCAGCCUGGUGGUGAGGAGGAGGAGCCCGGAGGAGACGGACACAGAGCUGAGAGAGGGAGAGGCUCCCAUAGAGCUCAGCCUUCGUCCUCGAGAAAGUCUCGUAGGAGCCGAGGGGUUACUGAAGGCUGAGAGCUCCCAGAUCCUCCUCCCCUCCCUGGGCAGCUCCUCUGCAGACCAGGCCAGCUCUAAGCAGCAGCAGCACCCAGAGGAGCAGCAGCAGCUGUACAGGGCGUCGGGCCCCGGGGACAGCCUGUACGCCUUAGGGGGGCCCAGCAGCAUCACAGCCAGCAUGAGCUGCAGCAGCAGGACCACAGGGGCGGCCAUGUUGGACUGUCAGUCAGAAAGCGAAGGGAACUCUCAUCCUUCCCUGCCGGAGGAGCCCUCCUCCCAGUCAAAUGAAGACCAGCAGCCGUCUGUCCUGCUGGCGGGGACGAGCAGCGACAGUGACACUGAGGAUGAAGGCCUGCAGCCCAGCAGCCGUGGCUGUGGCAGCAGGACUCCUCCCUGCACAGGAGAGCAGCUUCUGUCUGAUGACCUCAGCCUCCUCUCUGAGAGGUGAUUUCACCUGAAGUCGUCAGACCUGGCAACACACUGCCAUGUCCUGCUGGCCAUGGGGCAAUGCAAUAACAGCUGGAGAGCAGUAUACAAUUCACUUAGAUAGUCUGUGAAAGAGAAAUAGCUUCUUAUGCAUGAACUCUCAUGAUUUAAAAAAAAAAAAAUGCAACAACUCCCCCUCUACUCCAGAGGAAAAGGCCUCCUGUAAAACUGGUAUACAUGAACGCUUU
Molecule: messenger RNA, 3328 nt
Organism: Myripristis murdjan (pinecone soldierfish)
Lineage: Eukaryota; Metazoa; Chordata; Actinopteri; Holocentriformes; Holocentridae
Gene: trim37
Product: tripartite motif containing 37
Exons: 25
Coding region: 253-3102 (949 amino acids)
Biological process (GO): protein autoubiquitination; protein monoubiquitination; aggresome assembly
Cellular component (GO): aggresome; ESC/E(Z) complex; peroxisomal membrane
Molecular function (GO): zinc ion binding; ubiquitin protein ligase activity; tumor necrosis factor receptor binding
Source: RefSeq, a predicted model, not a curated record